GUCUGUUCAACCUGUAAACAAAACUUCAGUUUUGUUCUGAUGCAAGAAAGAUUUCUGCUUGCCACUGCCAGUUUUUAUUAAGGGAAUCGGCAUGCCGAUCACAGUCAGAGAUUACACAUGGGACGAAACGGAAACAUCAGUCCACGUGGAUGUUCCAUUGAAAGGUGUCAAAGCUAGCAAAGUGGAUAUAUUUUCAACCGAUGAAUACCUCAAAGUGAAUUUCCCUCCAUACCUCUUUGAAGUGGUCCUAUUCCAACCGGUAGAUGACAGCAAAGGAACGGCACAAGUGGGUGAUGGCACUAUCACAUUCAGUCUCCAGAAACGACAACCUGGACUAUGGAACCGACUCAUUUCACCCAAUUCAGAUGACAAAGAAUUGAUGAAAAGCAAGCGCCAAGCUGCCAUUGAUGCAGCCCACCGCAAGGCACAGCAAGAGAAGCAACAGCAACAGGAAGAGAAACGGGAGAGAGACAGGACAGCACUCAAGGAGCAAAUGAGAUUGGAAAAUGAGGAAAGGCAAAGGAUAGAAAGCAUCAAAGAAGCAGAAAGACAGAAAGCCACGGAAGACUUUGAGAAGUGGAAAGCUGAGCAGCUGGAAGCAGAGAAGGAACGAGAGGAGACACAAGGAAAAAAUGAUGUUGGCAUUUUUGAUGAUGAAGAAGCAUUGCCCACCAUUGGAACACGUCCAGGGUCCAAAGACGAGAAGCCAGCGGAAGUCAAAAGUCAGCCUCCACCGAGAUCAUCAGGGAACAUCCAGGUCAGAUUCACCCCCCGGGUCUUCCCGACCCCCCUCAGAGAGUCCAAAGUAGAAGCUGAAGAAGAGUGGUUGAGGAAGCAAGCAGAGGCGCGUAGGGUAGUAGACGUCGAUGACCCAGACCUGACUGAGGAAGAGAAGAACCCAGUCUGGCUGAAGGACAAGGGAGAUGGCUUUUUUAAGUCGGGAAACUACCUAGCCGCCGUCAAUGCCUACAACUUGGCUGUCAGGUUAGACAGCAAGCUACCUUCCGUUUAUUCUAACCGGGCCACUUGCCACUUGAAGCUGAGGAAUUUCAUCAAGUGCAUUGAAGACUGUUCCAAGGCGUUGGACCUUCUGACACCUCCAGUAGAGGCUAACGCCAAGUCCAGACUACGAGCUCAUGUUAAACGAGGCACUGCCUUCUGUGAAUUGGAACUGUACGUUGAAGGUUUACAAGAUUAUGAAGCAGCCCUGAAGUUAGACCCCAAGAAUGCCCAGUUGAUUGUGGAUACUAAAAAGAUCCGAGCCGUUAUACAGAGCACAGUGGAAUGAGCAAUGCUGAAAUCUUACAAGAGUUUGAAAAAGAAAGACAAGGAAAUGGGCAUGUUCCUCGUAACAGCAGUUUGUUGGCAUGAGGAAGGUUGCAGCAAGUCCAUCUCUGGGCUCCCAGAAUUCCUGCAGGCAUCUCAGCCACUCCCGUUGAGGUUCCUUUCCACUCUGAUGCAGUCUAUCUAUAGCAUGUAUCAAGGAGCGAGUCAGACCAGCUGCCCCUCCGACAGGUGACAGCAAUACCAGGAACUGUACAGCUGAUUUCAGUAUGCAGAAAAGUGUUCCUUCAGUUUUUUUUUGUAUAAAUUGUGUAUUUCCAAGAUUUUGUAUUCUGCAUGUGUGAACAAAAGGUGCCUUUUCUGUACUUUUUGGGUCAGCGUUAUAUGAUCUGUAUUUUUCCGUCCAUUAAAUGAAGUUUUUCUAAAAAACAUGUUAUUGUAUUUUUCUGUCAAUGUACAUGUACUACCGCAACUGUUCAACUUUUAAAUCUGUCAGCGAGUUCUCAUCCUUUAUCAUCUCCAGUUUUUUCAUUCUCUCACAACUCCUUUCUUCCUAUCCUUACAUCCCUUCAUACCUGAGGCAGCUGAGGGUUUCUCUUGCCAACUUCCUCCCAGUUGUCAUCUCGGAUGCGGUAGCCAGAAACCACUUUACCUAUUUGGGAAAUAUUAAAUGUAACCUGGAUGAACUUUGAUGUUCAUGCUCUGGUACUUUGAAUUAUACAUGUUAAAAAUGAGGUGUGGAUCACAUCCAAAAAGUUUCAAAAUACUCAAAAAGUGUCAUUUAAUGAGGCCUUCAGUGGCCAAGAGUGAACAGCAAGUUCUUGCCAACAUUCCAGAACAUGUACUACUGUGUUUAUCGAGUUCCAUAAAUCAGCUUGAAAGAAAAUCUUGCUCAGCAAAUUUAUGUGCUAAACAAAAAAUACUGGGGCACCAGUCACAGGAAAUAUGCACACCAUGACGUUUUGGCUUGUGACCCAUGCUUGCCAAGCAAAUGUCUUUUUGGUAAGCUUAUUUCUUAGCUAAAUCACCCUGUGAAAUUGGCUCAGCUGAAGGGUAUAAUGAGUUGUGUUUGUGUGCCUCAGAAUCCUGAAGAGUGGUUUCUGUAAUUCCAAGAUUAUUGUCAACGUUGGUAAUAAAAGUCUUCAAAAUUUAAUUACAACUCCUCAGAUUGUUUUGCUGUUUUGUGUUGAGAAUCAUGCUUAUCUCCAAAGGAGCUAAUCUACGUUAAUUGGAAAUAAAUUACCUCUUAGAACAGAGGCCAAAAUUCCAAGUAGCAGCUAAUUAGAAAAAAUUGCUAAAACAAUGCA
Molecule: messenger RNA, 2591 nt
Organism: Acanthaster planci (crown-of-thorns starfish)
Lineage: Eukaryota; Metazoa; Echinodermata; Asteroidea; Valvatida; Acanthasteridae
Gene: dnaaf4
Product: dynein axonemal assembly factor 4
Biological process (GO): inner dynein arm assembly; outer dynein arm assembly; cilium movement
Molecular function (GO): protein binding
Source: RefSeq, a predicted model, not a curated record